AUCUGCGCAUGCGUCCUUUGGGACUGGCGGGAUCUGGGACUAUGGCGUGGGUACCGGAGGAGUCAGCUUUGGAAGAGUUGAUGCCCCGGCUGUUGCCGGUGGAGCCCUGCGACUUGACGGAAAGUUUCGAUCCCUCAGUACCUCCCAGGACGCCUCAGGAAUACCUGAGGCGGGUCCAGAUCGAAGCAGCUCGGUGUCCAGAUGUUGUGGUAGCUCAAAUUGACCCAAAGAAAUUGAAAAGGAAGCAAAGUGUGAAUGUUUCUCUUUCAGGAUGCCAGCCUGCCCCUGAAGGUUAUUCCCCAACACUUCAAUGGCAACAGCAACAAGUGGCACAGUUUUCAGCUGUUCGGCAGAAUGUGAAUAAACAUAGAAGUCACUGGAAAUCACAGCAGUUGGAUAGCAAUGUGACUCUGCCAAAAUCUGAAGAUGAAGAAGGCUGGAAAAAAUUUUGUCUAGGAGAAAGAUUAUGCGCUGACGUUGUUGGGCCAACUGUAAAUGAAAGUCCUGGGAUUGAUUAUGUCCAAAUUGGAUUUCCUCCCUUGCUUAGUAUUGUCAGCCGAAUGAAUCAGGCAACAGUAACUAGUGUCUUGGAAUAUUUGAGUAAUUGGUUUGGAGAAAGAGACUUUACUCCAGAAUUGGGAAGAUGGUUUUAUGCUUUAUUGGCUUGUCUUGAGAAACCUUUACUCCCCGAAGCUCACUCCCUGAUCCGGCAGCUUGCAAGAAGAUGCUCUGAAGUGAGGCUGUCAGUGGACACCAAAGAUGAUGAAAGGGUUCCUGCUUUGAAUUUAUUAAUCUGCUUGGUUAGCAGGUAUUUUGACCAGCGUGAUCUAGCUGAUGAGCCAUCCUGACACCGCUGACCGCAGAGCCAGAUGGUGUUUCUGUUGAAGGCAGCCCAAGUCUGCGACGUGCAGUGCAUUUCCAUACACUGUACCAUUUGCUUCACACAAUGCAAGUGACACUUCUCUUAAGCUGUGCAGUUCAAGUUGAUGGUCAGAAUAUGGAUCGAAUUUAUUGGGAUAUCUGAAAUAUCAGUGGGAAGAUACCACCUGGUAUUUGACGAACAGUUUGAAUAGUUUUCAGCAGGCACAAGCACUUAAAAUAAAUUGACUCCCAUUUACUAGUGAAACAGCCUGCACAGAAACUGUAUGAUGGAAUUUUAUAGUGGUCCCUGGUGCUGUUUGUUUACAUUGUACACAAAAAUUUUGUUGAAAAUGUUUUGGAUACUAAACUUUUAUUUGGAUCUUGAACAAAAUAAAAAUACCCUUAGAAUUUAAAAA
This is a messenger RNA of Cavia porcellus (domestic guinea pig), 1277 nucleotides long. It is a transcript of the gene Gemin2, whose product is annotated as gem nuclear organelle associated protein 2. The transcript has 10 exons. The record is from RefSeq and is a predicted model, not a curated record. The coding region runs from base 9 to 848 and encodes 279 amino acids. Gene Ontology annotation, biological process: spliceosomal complex assembly; spliceosomal snRNP assembly. Gene Ontology annotation, cellular component: SMN complex; nucleus; spliceosomal complex. NCBI's taxonomy places the organism in Eukaryota, Metazoa, Chordata, Mammalia, Rodentia, Caviidae.